AUGGACGGGCUCGUCGCCGAGCCGAUCUACCCCGACGGCGGGGUGGUGGCGGGCUGCUUCUCCGCCACGUACUGCCUGGCGGCCUACCUCAUCGAGGACCUCCGCCAGCAGCAGCUUGAGCACGUCGGCGUCGUGCUGGCGAUGCACGUCGACGACAUCAGCCAGGAGGUCGUCGGGGACUCGAUCCAGGAGGUCGUCACCACCCUGGUGGACGGAGCCCGCGAUCUCAAAGCGGCGCUGGAGGGCGACCUGGACAUGACACUGGCGGCGGCCAAGGGCACGCUCCUGGGCAGCUCGGACGAGGUCACCUCGGCCGCCCAGCUUGCGCUCCAGAGCCUCGGGCUGCCUGAGGCCGCCAGGCCAAGCGCGCGGCGCAGGCUGCGCAGCGCCGUCAACGCCUCGGUGCGGCACCUCGGCGUGGACUUCCGUGCUGGGAGGCGGCGGCGCGGGCCGCUCGGCAGGCCGGGCGUUGCCCAUCUCGCUGGGCCCGUUCGGCAGCGGCGGGUCGAGGCUGGCAGAGGCCGGUUGCGCAAGGCCCUGCGGGCCAUCAAGCAGGUGGCUGGCUGCAAGCGCAUAUGGCAUUCCGCCAUCGUGCCUGCGGCCGAACUCGGGGACCUGAGGGCGAGGGCAAAGGCGCUGGCUGGCCAUCCUUUCAUUGCCUCAGACAUCCUGGAGGCAGCGCUGCCAGGCUGGUCGCCCCUGGGGCGCGCGACGGUGCUCACCGUCGAGAGGUACGCCGAGGAGUGGUGGCGAGCCUCGGACGUGCGCCAACGAAACGGGCGCGUCCUCAGCCUCCCCGAGCUUCGUGGAGCGUACGAGGCGGCGGCGGCUAGCUUCGACGGGAAGCUCGGCGAGGCAGGCCCCGUGGGGGCCAUGCUCCGCAGUCUCCACUGGGCGGGGUGGACUUCCCCUUCAGCGACCUCUUUCAGGUCUCCCAGCGCGGGGGUGAUCAGCGUGCUGGAGACCUCGCCCAGACAGCUGGGCCGCAUUUUCAAGCUCGACGUGCUGGCGCAGAUCGAGCUGCGGGCCGACGAGGCUAUCAGGCACCGUUUCAACCUCGGCGCGGACUUCGAUGGCAUCUGGUGGGAGGGAGUCCAGGCGGCCCUCAAGGGGAGCUACUGCAGCGCCUUGGAACGCCACGUGAUCGUCUCGUUGCUGGGCGGCACGUACUUGACGGGCGAGCGGGCCCGCGACCUCGGCUACCUUGUGGACGGCAUGUGCGCGACCUGCGGGGUGCCAGACACCGUCGCCCAUCGCGUCGGAUGCUGCCCGCGCUUCGCGGCGGGCCGGGCGGCGGAGACUGGCUGGCAUGGCGAUCUUGAGGCCGGCCGCUCGCUCUGUGACACGGUUUUGCUGGACCUGUGCCUGCCUUCGCCUCCGCCGCGGCUGCCAGAGCCGCCUCGUGGAGAAAUGCGCGCUUUCAUCGGAGAGCGCGAGGUGCCAGUCAAAGUUUUUGUUUUUGUGCCAGGCGAGAAGAUAGCGGGAGAUGGGUCUUGCUCCACCUCUCCUCUUACCUCCCUCGUGCGGGCGGGUUGGGACGUCGUCCAGUGGGAUGCUGUGCAGGGCGUCCUGCACAUGAUCAUCGGCUCGAUCCCUUCACGG
Prorocentrum cordatum is the source of this 1602-nucleotide messenger RNA. The record is from the annotation of a GenBank genome assembly. NCBI's taxonomy places the organism in Eukaryota, Dinophyceae, Prorocentrales, Prorocentraceae.